This is a messenger RNA of Periophthalmus magnuspinnatus, 3407 nucleotides long. RefSeq names its product Enah/Vasp-like a (gene evla). NCBI's taxonomy places the organism in Eukaryota, Metazoa, Chordata, Actinopteri, Gobiiformes, Gobiidae. Gene Ontology annotation, cellular component: cytoskeleton. Gene Ontology annotation, molecular function: profilin binding; actin binding; SH3 domain binding. Bases 347 to 2302 code for a protein of 651 amino acids. Gene Ontology annotation, biological process: actin polymerization or depolymerization; positive regulation of actin filament polymerization; protein homotetramerization. The record is from RefSeq and is a predicted model, not a curated record. The transcript has 14 exons.
CCUGUUAGCAGGAUCCCAAAUCUGUCCACCUCACCAAAACACCGUGAAUGGAGCAGUAUUGUGCCCGGAGAAGGCGGCUGCUCAAAUCCACCGUUCUCCGCGGAUCUGCUCGUGGACAUGGCCGCGCGGAUCUUCAGCCUUAGGAGCAGCAGUGUGCGUGGACAGCCGAGACAACGGAGCACAAAGCAGACGGCCGACGCGCGGGCUCCUCUUGAGGCUUAGCGACCACCCUGAGCCCAUCUAACCAUUCUGCGGCACUCCAUAGCAUCAAAGACCUUUUUAUAAAGUGUAACCUUCAUAGCUACUAUAAAAGGAUCAUCUUUGACUGAAAUAACGGAGGAAGAGUAUGAGUGAACAGAGCAUCUGCCAGGCCCGGGCCUCUGUCAUGAUCUAUGAUGACGCCAGUAAGAAGUGGGUGCCCAUCAAGCCGGGCCAGCAGGGCUUCAGCCGCAUCAACAUAUACCACAAUACUGCCAACAACACCUUCAGAGUGGUGGGGGUCAAGCUGCAGGACCAGCAGGUGGUGAUAAACUACUCAAUCGUGAAGGGACUGAAGUACAAUCAGGCCACACCCACCUUUCACCAGUGGAGAGAUGCACGACAGGUCUACGGCCUCAACUUCGCCAGCAAAGAGGAGGCCACCACCUUCUCUAACGCCAUGCUGUUUGCCCUUAAUGUGCUCAGCUCCCCGGACAGUGGAGGUCCAGUUGUUCAGCGUCAGAAUGGACCAUCUUCAGAGGAGAACGAGGCACAGAGGAGGAUGAUGGAGCAGCAUCAGAUGCAGCAGGCUCAUAAGGAGAGGGAGAGACGCACAUCAGGAUCGGUCGUUUCCACCCUCCAAUACAAAGUGUCCAACCCCCCUGUCCACCCCGACACCCCUCCCGAGUACAGACAGUUCCGCGCUAGCACACUGCCGCCAUCCUACGCCCGCGUGGCCUCCGACUCACCCCCCUCCCCUGCUCAGGACAAGUCACAGCUUCAGGCUCAGCUCCAGGCGCAGCUGUCCACCUCUCUAGCCUCUGCCUUCUCCCCGGUGCAGGCUGGGGUGAGCACCCAGGGCCGGCAGGUCCGUCAGAUCCCCCUGUCCCCGCCCACAGCUGCUCGCCACCUCCACCAUCAGCAGCAGCCGGAGAUAGCACUGCCCCCUAAACAUGGCACUUGGUCUGCAUCACAUCUGCAGCAGAUGCAGAUGUAUGGUCAGAUGCCCCCCUCUAACUCUCCCCCAGUCAUGAUGGCUGUACCUGUCAAACAGGGCCUUCCCCCGCAACCUGUUCUCCCUGUGGCCCAUCCUUUGCCCCCGGUGAGGAUGAAGCACCCACCCUUGGACCCUAACUCUGCUUACCCACCACAGCAUCAGCAGCAUUACCAGCCCCCCCCACAGCAGACGCAGCAGCUACACCCACAGCAACACACUAAUGGUCAGCCUGAGGAGCCUGUCCCAUACUGUGACCCCACCCCCCCGGCAGGGCCCGCACCUUAUGCUCCACCUCAGUAUCCCACCUUUCACCCUCAGCAGCAGCCAUCACCACAGCAACUGCAGUCAUCGCCACAGCAACCACUGGUGUACCAUCAGCAGCAGCCCCCUGCCCCAUCGCCCCCCUCUUAUACUGCCUCUGAUGGGGGCUCGCCCAAGGAGACCCCCUCCCCAGUUCCCCUGCAGCCCCCCUUGGCCAGCAGCAGCCCCCCUGUCUCAGCCGGUCACCCCGCCAUGCUCUCUGUGGCACCGCCCACAGCAGUGCCAUCUCCAGCUCCACCACCACCUCCAGGCCCUCCACCCCCCAUGGCAGUGCCCCCUCCUAUGCCUCCACCUCUGCCUGUAGGCGGGGGUCCUCCUGGGGGGCCGGCCGGGCCUCCUCAGCCCUCGGGCCUAGCUGCAGCACUGGCAGGAGCUAAACUACGCAAAGUCCAAAGGGAUGAGAGCAGUCCGCCCGGCUCGGGGAAAGCCGACUCAAACCGCUCCAGUGGGGGCAGCGGCAGCGGCGGAGAGGGCCUGAUGCAGGAAAUGAAUGCCUUACUUGCGCGCAGGAGGAAAGCCUCGGAGAAACCUGAUGAGGAUGACUCGAGUGGUCGUGGGCAGAACUCAACAGAUGCUGUGAAAAAGCCUUGGGAAAGAUCUAACUCUGCUGAGAAGUCCUCACUGGUAUCCAGAGUUAGACCCAUCGGUAGCACUAGUGAGUCCGACUCGGAGUUUGACCGCAUGAAGCAGGAAAUUUUGGAUGAAGUUGUUCGUGAGUUGCAUAAGGUUAAAGAUGAAAUUAUCCAUGCCAUCAGACAGGAAUUGGGCAGAAUCACUACAUCCUAAUGGAGCGUCUGAGGAGAGGCAGGAGCGGCUGAUGGACUCACAGACACGAGGACCAAACAAUGUUCUCUCAAUGUUUCUGUGACCUCUCUGCCGCGGUGUACGUCGCAGAGAUGUUGUGCCAACAUUAGAGUCUGCUGGACAGAGACAGGACACACGAGGGGCGGAAGAAUACAACGCCAUGGGGGGACAUUUGGGCUGGAGUACUCGUGAUCAGCCCUGUGUUGCAACUCUUUAUCUUCUGUUGUCCCACAAAGGAAUUAUUUUUGUUUUUUAAGUUUUUACCAUUUUAUUAUUUAAAAAACAUGGUGUUAUAUGAUACCGUUCAUGGAAAUGCGUGUUUUACUGAUGAGUUUAAGAGGGCAAAAGGAAUCUUGCACACCUUUUUGUCAGUCUUUUAUAUUUUGGACUGUUUUUCUUUGUUAUUGAGGCCAUAAAUAUUUCACAAAGACAAGCACAAUAAGAGCAACAUGGAGCAGGACCCUCUAUGAUCCUCUGAAUGGAAGGGACCCUAAACCCGCCAGUGUUCAUACUUCUCCUUUACCGAUGUUGUGUCUCCUUUAAUUUACUGAAAUAUGAACUAUAAUUGGUUACCAUCUUUUCCUACACAAGUAAUGGGAUCCCAAAAAGUGACAUGUUCAAGCAAUCAUCUGAUCAGCUCCAGUGCAAGAGUUAGUUUGAAUGUUCAAAAAUGGCUGGACUUUGGGAUAAUUCGCCAAAACAGGCCCAGAGUUGUAAAUGUGCCACCUGCUUUCACUAGCAUUAGAACAACAGUAUGUAAUUUCUGUCUGUCUCUGCUUUGUAAAUCCCAACGUAUGCAUGAAACCCUAGCUAUCAAUGUUUGUUUUCAUUUGAGAAAAGAAUGACAAGUUAGCAGAUGGUGGUACAUUUAUUUUCAUGGUUUGUUUCUAGGAGGAUUUUCUGCUCUGGUUGUACACAGGGGUCAUUGCUGCCUAUGGAUCAGAAUGUGUUUAGGUUAUGUGAUAGAAGUGGAGACAUGUGUUUGCAGGUGGACUUUGGUUGAAAAAAACUGUUCUUUCCACUCUUGUCAACUAUUUUUGGAUUUUAAACCUGGAAGCUCAAAACAUUCAAUACAUGUGUCAAAACA